Molecule: messenger RNA, 1171 nt
Organism: Hippocampus comes (tiger tail seahorse)
Lineage: Eukaryota; Metazoa; Chordata; Actinopteri; Syngnathiformes; Syngnathidae
Product: RING finger protein 212B
Exons: 9
Coding region: 611-1171 (186 amino acids)
Biological process (GO): protein sumoylation; homologous chromosome pairing at meiosis; reciprocal meiotic recombination
Cellular component (GO): synaptonemal complex
Molecular function (GO): SUMO transferase activity
Source: RefSeq, a predicted model, not a curated record
AAUCUGGAUUAAUUUACUAGCGGUGUCAGAGUUGGGCUGACUUAAAAUUUCAAGGCAACACAUUUUAGUUCGUCAAUUCAACCGAACGUGUUCUAUUGUUAAAAUUGGUUUAGCAGCACAGAUGGCCAAUGCGAAAAUGGAGCUCAAUAGUCAUGUUGGCUUCGCUGCAGAGCGUAUACAAGAGGCCCUCCUCGCAACAUAGAGGCCUUGGUUGAAUUUCACACUCGCAAAAUGUAAACUUGACCACAUUCACCACUUUUCUACAUCAGUCCAAACUCUCCAAGAGUGCUUUGUUUCGUAGUAACGGAUCUGUAUCGAAGCGUAUUGCUUUUGUCAUGGCUCCAUCUAGUGGUUUGGGGGAGCAAGACACUUGAAACGUUAAUAAAUUUAAUGUUGCCUUCUUGUGUUGUAGUGGAGUGACCGUGAGUUAUUUGUAACAAUUUUGACACAUUCAGUUCAGUUUUCACAAUUCUAAAGCGUGUGAGUUAUUUUGGCGAAUCCCCAAAUUCAGUGAGCGUUUCAACAUAAGUCGACUAACUGCCUCAUGAGCAACUAUUAUCAGGCUAACGGCUGCUCGCGGUUGUCCAUGUUGCGGCAGCUAAACUAGGUUAUGGAGUGGUUCCAUUGUAACAAGUGUUUCUUAAGAACAGGAUCCAAGUUUGCAGUGUCCAGCUGUGGACACAUCUGCUGUGAGGCCUGCAUUAAACCUGAACAAUGUGUCAUAUGCGGAACCAGCUGCAGUUACCUGCCCAUUACAGAUAAGAUGAAAAUACAGGAAAGGGUGUUUUUCAUGGAUCCCAUGAAGCUCUUCCAGUCACGUCUAGAGCACAUUACACAGAUUGCAGAUUUUCAGCGGACACAAAUGCAGCGAGCCACGGCAUACUUCAAGCACAAGUCAGUUGAACUGGAAAAGCGUCUGAAAGAAGUCACUCAGCAGAGUUACAGGCAAAUCGCUGAAUUGAAAAGAGAGAAUGCCGAUUUAAAAAGCCGAAAUAUGGAGCUGAAACAAGAGAUGGCCGAGCUGAAAAAGCCUCUUUCACAGAGGAGGGGUUCUCCGGGACAAUUCCAGACAAAUGGUGUUCAAAGGAUCUCGCUCCCUGUGGCUGUCGCUUCUCCUGUGACCCCUCAUUUAAGAACUAUGAGGUAUGUCUGCCACAGCCAUUUUGUUUAA